This is a messenger RNA of Heterostelium album PN500, 2406 nucleotides long. RefSeq names its product AAA ATPase domain-containing protein. The record is from RefSeq and is a predicted model, not a curated record. Gene Ontology annotation, molecular function: ATP hydrolysis activity; ATP binding. NCBI's taxonomy places the organism in Eukaryota, Evosea, Eumycetozoa, Acytosteliales, Acytosteliaceae. Bases 1 to 2406 code for a protein of 801 amino acids. Gene Ontology annotation, cellular component: cytoplasm. The transcript has 7 exons.
AUGAGUAAUUCUUCUUCAACAUCUUCCGUUGAUAUUGUAAAUGUCAACAACAGUGGAAUAAAGUUGAUGGUUGAUGAUGUAGGUGCAUUACAAGUUGCAAAGAAUCAAUCAUCUAGAAAAGCUGUUGCCUAUCUAAGUGUUAAAACAAUGCAACAACAUAAUAUAACAAUAGGUGAUAUAAUAUAUUUAAUUAACAAUCAUAAUAGUAAAGAUCAUCAUUUAACUACAAUAGCAAUUGCAUGGCCAUCAAAGAAAGUACCAAUAAAUCAUAUACAGAUCGAUAGUAUACAAAGAGAGAAUUGUAAUACAUCUAUUGGAUCAUUUAUUUAUCUUUAUAAGACACCUUAUUUAUCAUUACCAACAAACAGUAGUAGUAGUAGUAGUUUAUCAUCGAAUUCAAAUAUAUAUGCAUAUCUAGAUGCAAAUGUCGUUAAUGUAGAAUGUCUAACAGAGUCAUCACUUAGCUAUUCACAACAGUUGAAUCAACUUGGAAUGUUAUCACCAAUGAUAGCUUCACAACAAACAGGAUCAUACUUUAAUAUCAAUAACAAAUUCAACGUAACAAUCAAUGGUAGAAAUACAAAGUUUAAUAUAUUAUCAUUUAAUAACAAUAACAAUAGUAAUAACAGUGAUGAUGACAUAUCAACAUCAAUUAGUAAACUUAAUAUAAAUGAAAAAGAACAACAACAAAUAAUAAAACCAAUAUUUAAAAUAACAGAUAAUACAAUAUUUAAUUUAAUAAUAGAUAAUAAUAAUAAUAAUAGUAGUAGUAAUAGCAAUAGUAAUAAUUUAAAAAGUAGUGGUAGUAGUAAUGAAAUAGGAUAUCAUUCAAUUGGUGGCUUAAAGAAGCAAGUAGAUCAAGUAAAAGAGAUGAUAGAGUUAUCAUUCUUUAAGAGUGAUAUCUUGGCAGAGUUUGGUGUGAAACCACCUCGUGGUAUUCUGUUGUAUGGACCACCCGGUACAGGAAAGACAUUACUAGCUAGAAUCGUAUCGAAAGAGAUCAACUCUACAUUAUUCACAAUCAAUGGUGCCGAUAUCCUUGAUAAGUACUACGGUCAGACUGAAAAGACAUUACAAUCGAUAUUCAAAGAUGCUUCACUUAAAUCACCUUCAAUCAUAUUCAUCGAUGAACUAGAUGCUCUAUGUCCAAAGAGAGAUGAUAAUUCAACUGAAAUUGAAAAAAGAGUUGUUGGAAGUAUGUUGACUUUGAUGGAUGGUAUCGAUAGCGGUAGUAAGAUCAUUGUUAUUGGAUGUACGAAUCGACCUGAUUCGUUGGAUUCUGCGCUUAGAAGACCAGGUCGUUUCGAUAGAGAGAUAGAGAUCGGUAUUCCAAAUCCAGAGAGUCGUGAAGAGAUAUUAAAGAUCUUUAUGAACAAGAUACCAAAUGAUUUGACAGCAUCGGAACUAACAGAGAUAGCAUCGAGAACACAUGGUUUUGUAGGUGCCGACUUGGAAGCAUUAUGUAAAGAAGCAGCGUUGAAAUGUUUUCAUAGAGUAGCAUCCACAGGUCAAUUAUUACAUCAACAACAACAACAACAACAACAAACAUCAUCGUUCAAUGAAAUAAAGCUAAAAUAUGAAGAUAUGCUAUUGGCUAUGACAGAGGUUAAACCAAGUUCAAUGAGAGAGGUGGUUGUUGAGAUACCAAAGGUUUAUUGGUCGGAUAUAGGUGGACAACAUCACAUCAAAGAUAAACUGAAGGAAGCAGUUGAAUGGCCGUUGAAGCACCCCGAAGCAUUCAUUCGAAUGGGUAUUACACCACCCAAAGGUAUAUUGUUGUACGGUCCACCUGGUUGCUCAAAGACACUGAUGGCCAAAGCACUGGCAACCGAAUCCGGCUUGAAUUUCAUCGCUGUAAAAGGACCUGAGCUACUAACUAGAAGCAACGCACCCUCUGUGCUAUUCUUUGACGAGAUGGACGGUCUCGCCGUUAAACGUAGCGGUGAAGGCAGCGGUGCUGUAGAGCGUGUGGUCAGUCAGCUACUCACCGAAAUGGAUGGUAUACAACCACUCACAAACGUAACCAUUAUAGCAGCAACCAACAGACCUGAUAUCAUUGAUCAAGCUAUUUUAAGAGCAGGUAGAAUUGAUAGAAUACUUUAUAUUUCACUACCAGAUUUACCAUCAAGAAAAGAAAUUUUUAAUAUUCAUAUGAAAAAGGUUCCUCAUACCGAUGAUAUAGAUAUAAACAAACUUGCAGAAAUUACUGAUGGUUAUAGUGGUGCCGAGGUUGCAUCGAUCUGUAGAGAAGCUUCUAUCUGUGCCAUGAAAGAGAAUAUACAUGCCGAGUUUGUAUCGAUGAGACACUUUGAAUCCGCCAUACACCAAGUAAAGAAAGGUAUCACCGAUGAGAUGAUUGCAUUCUACGCCAAAUACCAAGAACAAUCAAAUCUGCAAAAGCUUUAG